AUAGUAAUUGCAAGAUUUAUUUUGCACUGUAUGAAAAAGAAGGCGCAUGUCUCCUCUUUUGAGUCAGCGGCGGAAGGUCAGCGCUCAAGCGGAAGUGAGAGUCAGAGCCCAUCCGCCAUUGUGGAGCAGAGCAGGGGUGAUAUUUUCUCCAGACGUUACACAGAGUGUUAAUGUUUCGGAUAUCACACAGCAGCCAACCUCCCCCAGCAGUUUGACGUUCGCUGUCAAUAUCGCUCGAGAGGACCGCUGCCGACCGUUUGAAACCGGGCGAGGAGAUCAACGCCUGAGAAAUACGCUUUGAUUAUAGGGCAAUCCCGGCGAGAGGAAAAAAUAACGUGAACCCGCAGCGGUGGCAGGAGAGACCGUGGAGAGUCAUAACAGCGAUCAGCUCGGGCUCCCAGAGGAUGUCUGCGACAACUGUCGAUCAGAGACCUAAAGGACAAGGAAAUAAAGUGCAAAACGGUUCGAUGCAUCAGAAGGAUGCUGUAAAUGAUGAUGACUUUGACAAUUACCUGAGCAGCCAGACAAAUCAGAGUAAUAGUUACCCACCAAUGUCUGAUCCCUACAUGCCCAGCUAUUAUGCUCCCUCUAUCGGAUUCCCUUACUCCUUGGGAGAGGCUGCUUGGUCCACCGCAGGAGACCCGCCUAUGCCGUACCUGACCACGUAUGGACAGAUGAGCAAUGGUGAGCAUCACUUCAUUCCCGAUGGAGUCUUCAGCCAGCCUGGUGCUUUAGGCAACACGCCCCCUUUUCUCAGCCAACACGGAUUUAACUUCUUUCCUGGAAAUGCAGACUUUUCCACCUGGGGCACCAGUGGUUCUCAGGGACAGUCUACACAGAGCUCCGCAUACAGCAGCAGUUAUGGAUAUCCCCCGAGCUCAUUGGGCCGGGCCAUUGCUGACGGACAGGCCGGAUUCGGCAGUGACACGCAAGUUAGUAAAGUUCCAGGGCUCAGUAGUAUCGAUCAGGGAAUGGCCGGGCUCAAGCUCGGCUCCGAUAUGUCAGCCGUUACGAAAACGGUCGGGUCUCCUUUAGGUGGCACGGCGGGUAUGAGUAGUAUGGCAGCCAACAGCAUGCCACCUGUCAGCUCCUCUGCACCAAAGCCCACCUCGUGGGCUGCUAUCGCGAGGAAACCGGCGAAACCUCAGCCCAAGCUGAAGCUGAAGCCCAACAUGGGUUUGGGAAGCGGUGCCACGAUUCCUCCUCCACCGAUAAAGCAUAACAUGAACAUUGGGACCUGGGAGGACAAAGGCUCCAUCACCAAACCCCCUCUUGCGCAGCAGAUGCUCCCGCCUCAGCCCUUGUUGCAGCAGCAACUCCUGGCCCAACCUCAGCCCAUGCUGCAAAGUCCAUUGCCUCCUCAUCCCCAACACCAGCAGCUCCAGCUACAAUCUCCCCAGCACCCUCAGCAGCUGCCCUCAGGUCCCCCCCACCCUCACCAUCACUCGCAACCAGGUCCUCUGCAGCACUUGCACCCACCUCAGGUGCAGAACCCCCCAACCCAAAACCGCUGGGUGGCUCCUCGGAACCGAGGAACCACAUUUAUCCAGAACAGCAGCAUGGAGAACUUUGGCCUUGGGACGGGAGUCCCCAUGAGCUCAUCGCCUUCUUCCAGUGAGGUUCACCCCGUGCUGGAGAAGCUCAAGGCCCUCAACAAUUACAACCCCAAAGACUUUGACUGGAACUUGAAAAAUGGACGGGUCUUCAUCAUCAAGAGCUACUCAGAGGAUGACAUCCACCGUUCCAUCAAGUACUCCAUCUGGUGCAGCACAGAGCACGGGAACAAGCGCCUGGAUGGCGCCUACCGCUCGCUCAGUGCCAAAGGUCCACUGUACCUGCUCUUUAGCGUCAAUGGCAGUGGACAUUUUUGCGGUGUGGCCGAGAUGAAGUCAACCGUGGACUAUAACGCCUAUGCUGGCGUCUGGUCCCAGGAUAAGUGGAAGGGCAAGUUUGAGGUGAAAUGGAUCUUUGUUAAGGACGUGCCCAAUAACCAACUGCGGCACAUUCGCUUAGAAAACAAUGACAACAAGCCUGUCACCAACUCCAGGGACACUCAGGAAGUGCCCCUAGAGAAGGCAAAGCAAGUGCUUAAAAUUAUUGCGACUUUCAAGCAUACCACCUCAAUCUUUGACGAUUUUACACAUUACGAAAAGCGGCAGGAGGAAGAGGAAGCCAUGCGAAGGGUAAGUGCAGCUUUCUGCCACUCUUCACAAUAGCAGAAAGCAGGCACUGCACCUUUAGAUCUCGUAAACAUUGUUACAUUUAGUGCUGUCAGCAUGUCCAUCCAUUUCCAAAGGGAGGUUUUUUAAUAGCAACUCAUUUCUAAGCCAGAUAAGUCUUUCUGUCUUUUUUGCGUUUCAGAAAUAGGCAGCAGCAAGACAAAAACAGUGCAGUCAGUCUCAAAUAGAAAUGAAAUGUUUGAUCUGGUAACUCGGUACAUCAAUACUGGAGGUCAUGUAAUUAAUUGUUUGUAUUGUUGCUCAACGCGGCUUGCACAUAACACAUUUCUCCUAUAUUUCAAUGAACCGAAGUGCUAAAGUCUCAGCUGAUAGGUAUUGUAAAAUAAAUAGUUCUUAAAAUAAAAAAAAAGUCUCUGCCCAUUUAUUGACAAAAGGCUGGCGGCGAGCUGUGACGCCAAUCAGUGUCUCUGCUCAAACAGCAGGCAGAUGUCCCAUUAAUACAUUGGACUUGCAUCAUUUCCUGCCAAACCAACACAAAUAAUUGAUGUCUGUGCCCGUUACCUCGGCACCAGCUGCUUUUUAUCCUUGUAUGUUAGUUAUGAAAACAGCAUUUAGAUCAGAUUUCACAUGAUUUUGGGGGUUUAUCAGGUUUAUAUAUAAACCUUUAAAGAUGUAUUGUGUCUUGCAUCUGAACAAAUAGAGUCAUUUAGUAUUUCAUCUAAUAGAGCUUAAACUUGUUUGGAAAUUGUUCGGCAUUAAAAGGUUUAAUACCUACACUAAACUCAUUGGCCCAACUUUGUACUAUUGUGAUCAUGUACUCGCUUCAAAGUUUUGGGAGUGACUCCCAAACUUGUGAUGGUUUACAUGGUGAUAACCAUUGCAAUGUUUUGCCGUCACGUGCCUGUAUAGAAUAAACAUGAAUGAAUGCCAGCAGUUUUUUAGUUUUAGAUACUUUGACCAAUGCUACCAGAAAUGUUUAAUUGUUAAUAAACUUCAGCUGAACAGAGUUCUGUGUUUUAUGCGUAUUAAGCUGCUGCUUUUACUCCUGUAAAUAACCAAAUUGUGAAUUGACUGAAUUUAGUUGCU
This is a messenger RNA of Sinocyclocheilus rhinocerous, 3266 nucleotides long. RefSeq names its product YTH domain-containing family protein 3-like. The coding region runs from base 405 to 2216 and encodes 603 amino acids. The transcript is spliced from 4 exons. NCBI's taxonomy places the organism in Eukaryota, Metazoa, Chordata, Actinopteri, Cypriniformes, Cyprinidae. Gene Ontology annotation, cellular component: cytoplasm. Gene Ontology annotation, molecular function: N6-methyladenosine-containing RNA reader activity; mRNA binding. The record is from RefSeq and is a predicted model, not a curated record. Gene Ontology annotation, biological process: mRNA destabilization.